Eucalyptus grandis is the source of this 3411-nucleotide messenger RNA. RefSeq names its product wings apart-like protein 1. The record is from RefSeq and is a predicted model, not a curated record. Gene Ontology annotation, biological process: regulation of chromosome condensation. NCBI's taxonomy places the organism in Eukaryota, Viridiplantae, Streptophyta, Magnoliopsida, Myrtales, Myrtaceae.
CCAACCACUCGUCCCGGACGACCGUCUUCCUCCUUCAAUCUCGAAUUCAAGAACCCUCAAAUCCCUCUCUUUCUCUCUCUAUCUCUACACCACCCAAGAUUCAAAUUCCUCCUCCUCCUCCUCCUCCUCCUCCGCCGCCGCGUGCCGAAUCGACUCGAAUCGAAUCGAAUCGGGCCGGGGUUGUUGCCGAGAAGGGCGGCGGACGGCGGCUGCGGGUGGCGGCGGCGAAGCGACGGCGACACCACUGGCUCCCCGAUGAUCGUGCGGACCUACGGACGCAGGAACCGCGGCAUUCCCCGGGGUACCCCGACUCGAUGGACGACGACUCGAUCUUGGACGACCCUUACAGAGACUCCCUCUCCUCCCACCACGACGCCACGGCCCCGCAAGACUUCUACGCCUUCUCCUCCUCCCAGGACUCCACCACCCCCGCCGGCCCCCACCACCACCACCUGCCCUUCUUCGACUCCGACCCCUUCGCUCCUCCGGCGGCGGCGGAGGAUUACGGGGGCUACGGCGGCGGCGGCGGCGGCGGAGGGGUGGGAGGGGCGGCGAGGAAGUCGAAGAAGGCUAGGAACGGGGAGGGGGCGGCAGGAGGGGGAAGGGGUACGGGGGGAAGAGCGGCGGCGCGAGGGGUCGAGGGCGACGUCGACGCUGAUGGAGACGCAGGAGUUCGGGGAGAUGAUGGAGCACGUGGACGAGGUGAAUUUCGCCCUAGAUGGGCUAAGGAAGGGGCAGCCCGUGAGGAUCCGGAGGGCGAGUUUGCUCUCCUUGUUGGGGAUUUGCAGCACCGCCCAGCAGCGCCGGCUCUUGAGGACUCAGGGGAUUGCGAAGACUAUAGUCGAUGCUCUUAUAGGUCUCAAUUUCGACGACUCACCCAGUAAUCUGGCAGCAGCAACCCUCUUUUAUCUUUUGACCGGUGACGGUCAAGACGAUCAGCUUUUGGAAUCACCAAGAUGCAUUAAUUUCCUUGUUAAGAUGUUGAAACCGACUGUCUCUGCAUCUACCGAAGAAAAGUCCUCCCGAUUCGGUUUUAAGCUUUUAGGAUUACGUAAGGAUUCUGAGAUAUUCCAUGGGGGGAUGAACAAAAAGGAUAGUGGCGCUGCCAAUAUCAUAUCGAGAGUGAAGGAAAUUCUUGUGAGUUGCAAGGAACUGAAGCCGAGCUUUUGCAUGAUAGUGGUUCAGAGGCCUGAGUUAAGCCCCAAGUGGAUAGCUUUGUUAACUAUGGAGAAAGCUAGUUUAUCUACCAUUGCUCUUGAAGAAACUUCUGGUAUUGUAAGAAAGACAGGAGGCAACUUUAAGGAGAAAUUGCGUGAGUUUGGAGGACUUGAUGCUGUCUUUGGGGUCUCCAUGCAUUGCUAUUCCAUAAUGGAGGGUUCGAGAGAGCAACACCCUUCUUCUUGGGAUGCUAAAAAUGACGUGUAUCUAAGUAGCCUUGUGCUGCUUUUAAAAUGUUUGAAGAUCAUGGAAAAUGCAACCUUCCUUAGUAACGAUAACCAGACUCAUUUGCUUGAAAUGCAAGGGAACCUGGGUUCUGAAAGAUCCAAUAUAUCUUUCACAAAACUUAUUAUAAAUGUAAUCAAGAUUCUCUCAGGUCUUUAUCUUCUCAAAAGCACUCCCGCUCCAAACAGUCAAGAAUCUGAGUUCUCCAAUGGCAUAUAUCAUACUUCUCGAUUGGCUUUGGUUGCUGCUGACAAAGAGGAAAGCAAUGAGAUUUUGUCCGUCAGAUCCACUAGUGAGCGUUGCAGUGUGGAGGAAAUUUCCUUGCAGAAAAUUUCUGGUGCAUCUGUUCCUCCAAGAUAUUCAUCAUCCAGUUCCGAGGUGACAACAUCGUCAAAUGGCAGCUCUUUGUUGAAGAUAAAUUUCAGUUCUUCUGCCUCAAGUUCACGUGGUGGGCUGUUGAAGAGUUCAAGCAGUGGGACUAAUUCGACUAGUAAUGGUUUAAAGUGCAACUUCAGCAAUGGCAAGAGAGACAUUGUUAGUGAUGAUGCCAUGUUUGAAUCUUUGGAACAUAGCCAGGAUCCUUUCGCAUUUGAUGAAGAUGAGUUUGCGCCCUCUAAGUGGGAAUUACUAUCAGGGAAGAAACAUUCUAGAAGUAAGAACAGUAGAUUACCGAUCAGAGAAACUGAGGAUGUCUGUCAACUGCAGCUGAAAAGGCUAGAAGAUUUAGAUAAGGGGGAACGUCCUCUUCAAGAAUCAAGUAGCUGUGAUAACAAUUGUUCUCAGGAAGCAUCUACUUCAGGAGCCAUUGAUGAAGAAAAUCACAGCUAUCUAACGGACUGCCUUCUUACUGCUGUUAAGGUAUUGAUGAAUUUAACAAAUGAUAAUCCUCUCGGAUGUAAGCAAAUUGCUGCUUGUGGAGGAUUAGAGACCAUGGUGUCAAUAAUUGCAGGCCACUUCCCAAUGUUUAGCUCCUCGUUGUCUCUCUUCAGUGACAGUAAGGAGAAGAAUCAGAAUGUUGAUCUUGACCUUGAAAAGGAAAAGCACCUCACAGACCAAGAGUUGGACUUUCUUGUUGCUAUUUUGGGUUUGCUUGUGAACUUGGUUGAGAAAGAUGGAAGUAACAGAUCGCGGCUUGCAACAACCAGUGUUACUGUACCCAACUUAGAAGGUCUUGAAAGUGGGAGCAGGAGGGAUGUAAUUCCAUUAUUGUGCUCCAUCUUUUUGGCUAACAGAGGUGGAAGUGAAGCAGCUGGUGAAGAACAGGUUAUGGAAUUGGAUGAGGCCACUUUGUUACAAGGAGAGAAAGAAGCUGAGAAGAUGAUUGUCGAAGCUUAUUCUGCCUUGCUUCUGGCAUUCCUCUCCACAGAAAGCAAAAGCAUCCGUGACAAAAUUGCUGCAUGUCUCCCGAAUCAUAAUCUGGCGGUUCUGGUCCCCGUGUUGGAGAGAUUUGUGGCAUUUCACUUGUCGCUAGACAUGAUGACGCCAGAGACGCAUAAAACCGUAAGCGAAGUGAUCGAGUCGUGUAGAGUUCUUUGAGAACUCAAAUGGUAGAGAGACCCAAAUUCCUGUGUACAGCAUCUUUCUUUCAGGAUAGUUGUUUGAGCAUCACACGGUGGAAGUGUGUGGCAGAUGCAGCAGUCUAUUGAGUUGACUACAAGCCUCUGUUAAUAGUCUUUUAUAGGCCUUUAUUUUUUCACCCUCUCUUGUUCUUCUCUUUUAAAGCCUUUUUGAUCCCUUCUCUUCUUUUACCCUUUUUUGCCUCUUUGUUAUGUACUUUUGGCUUUUCGACAGUGUAUCUUUUGUUUGUUUUUCACCUUCUUGGUGAGCUUAGGAGAAUCUUCACUUUGUGCAUUACUGCUGUAAUUUGUAAAUUUUCUUAUUCUUUGUUUUAGUGUCGCCCCCUCAAGUAUUUUGUACUCUUGUUAUCUAAAAAAAAAUUAACAAAAAGAAGAAUGGUUGAGAGCCUUA